AUGUCUCUUCAUACAUCGUUAGUUUUUGCUAUUUUUGCAUUAGUAUUUGUCAAACCAAUAACACCCAUUGAUGAAAUAUAUAUAUCACCAUUCAUCUAUGACGUACAAAAUAAGACUGAUGCAGUAAUUUCUAUAAAGGGAUUGGCAUCUACAGUGGACACGAUAAAAUCAAUUACAUGCAAUGUAAUGGAUUUGGAUUCUCAAAUUAUUAUGAAAACUGAUAUAAAUCUAAGUGACACGUUUACGAUAUUAGCACGAUUUGAAAUACCAACAGCAUUAGGUGCUUUUAAGAUACAAUGUUCAAAAUUCGGUUCAYUUUUGAACUUUUAUGGUAACUUUUUACUUGUUAACAGUCUACAUUUGAUAAUCGGAAACGUUGAACCAAAUACAAUAAAACUAGGAGAAAGUGUUUCAUUUAAAUUGGAAAUAUUUAACUUGAGUGAGCCUGUUCCUUUAUUAUGUCAUUUAACUGAUGGAGAAGAUUAUAUCAUUUUACCAACAAACUCGAUCAAUGGAAAUAAACUAUCUACAUGGAUUACAUGCCCUGAAUAUAAACUUAAUAGAGCUGCUGAAUACCAAAUAACAGUAGUAUACUCAACAGGCGCAAUUGAUGCAAUGUUAAAUUCGAAMAAUUUCAAAGUAGUGACGGUUCAGGCCGAUCGUCCAAAAGUGAUGAAAUCUGGAUUUACUAAAGAUUUGAGAACUAUUUGGUUUCAAUUUGAUCAAAAUAUAGAGGGACCAGAUGUGUGUGAUGCCAUAUUCACGCCAAUCACAUUAAAUCAAAUUGGUCAUGACGCUGUUUGCUGGUUUUCUUCAGAUCAUUUAACGGUACUCCUAGGAAAUGUGAAAACUAUUAAAGAAAACAAACUUCAUAUUCAAUUUGCUUCAAGCAAUAACAUAAGGAGUUUUCGGUCGUGGCCUAAUUUGAGUUCAGCUAUGUUAAAUAUUGACAUAAUUGUACCAAUAAUUCCUUCUGAGGUUACACUGCCUGUAUAUUGGUUGAAUGGACCUCGACAAUUCUGUAAUGUUGACGAUGGCGUCAUCCUUGGAACACAAUCUACGGACCAACCUGUAUAUGAUUGUAUUGGUUCUCAAGUCAUAAGUGUCUCUACGUCUGGUUCACCUAUGCUCAGGUUUAGUCCAAUAUUAAGUUUUAAUGACCAAUUUAACUCUGCACACAUGUCAAUAGACGAGUCUUCACAACGGUCAUCUUUAGUGAGGAAUAGUGUCAGAGGUCUUGUGAUAUUGAUAAAUCAACAAAACUUCACAAACAGCAUUUGUUUAAACAGUGCUUUGAUGUUACCGUACGUAGAAUAUACUUUAGAAUUGUCGGGAACAAAUAUUUUGAACCARUCAGGCUUGAGAAGUCAAUUCAAAUUCAAAUUAAUCGAAACCCAUGGCAUUAAAUCGAAACCAAAAUUGCAAAUAAUGGCACGUCCAAUCAUUGCAAUCGGAUCUGAAGCUAUGUUUGAAACAGUGUUAUAUCCAAUUUGUGGAGAGCCAAUCGAGGAUGAUUAUAAUAAUUUACAAUAUAGCUGGUAUUUUAUAACCGAAAACAGUAAAUACAAUAUCAUUGGAGUGAACGGUCCAGUAUUGAUAUUAGAUACAAAAGRGCUAACUCGAGGCAACAACUAUACAAUUGGUUGUGAGUUACAUAACGAUAUCCUUUUUGUGGAAAAAAAAACUACAGCCAUGGCGAAGGAUGAAAUCCAAUUUGGAGUUGAACCAUUUGACGCGAAAACAAUUAUUGUGCCACAGCAGAUUGUGAUUGGGUUUGGUCGAUCCAUUCACUUAAGGACUAAACAUCAAAAUUAUGUUAUGAUCAAUAAAAACCUUUUUUCAUCUCAUAGAACUGAGUUUCCAUUAUGUUUUAUGGGUUUUCAUUUCUAUGACGAUUUUUUCACCCAAGUGUAUGGUAAUAAAGGUCAAUUYCUCAAAAGGCAUAGUGGAUUAUAUGGAUUUCAUAUUAUGAAGAYGAAUAAUAGAAAAUCUAACUAUGAAAGUGUAGUACUAAAUCCAUCGAAUAUAUUAAAUGUUAUUGAAAUUCCUUUACAAUCGACAGCUGAUACCCAACUAGAAUGUAGAUAUUGGAAYGGUAUAUUAGGUUGGACUAAUGAAGGAUGUAAGUUUCUUGGUGUUAUCACAAAAUCAUUAAAUCAUUUUGCUACGUGUGAAUGUCCAGCAUUCAAAUAUUACGGGAUAUUUUCUACUGACGUUACAAAUGUUUUAUUCGAUAAUUCUGUAUCGGAUUCAACACAUAAUACAGUUGUUUAUAAUAAUACAAAUAAGAACAAAAUGUUCAAUAACUCAUCGGUUUCUCAAAGAUCUCUUUCUGAUAUAUGUGUGGCUUUCAAGUAA
Diuraphis noxia (Russian wheat aphid) is the source of this 2358-nucleotide messenger RNA. RefSeq lists its product as uncharacterized. The record is from RefSeq and is a predicted model, not a curated record. NCBI's taxonomy places the organism in Eukaryota, Metazoa, Arthropoda, Insecta, Hemiptera, Aphididae.